Rotaria sordida is the source of this 279-nucleotide messenger RNA. The record is from the annotation of a GenBank genome assembly. NCBI's taxonomy places the organism in Eukaryota, Metazoa, Rotifera, Eurotatoria, Philodinida, Philodinidae.
AUGGGUGAUACAAAUGGACAAGUAGUAGCUGGUGGCAAUGGCUACGGAAAACGAUUGGAUCAAUUGAAUAGUCGAACCGAUGUAUUGAUUGACAAAGAGACGGAUAGUCUCAUUAUUUGCGAUGCUGGACGAGUCGUACGAUGUUCUCGUCGUAGUGGUACAACUCAAGGAGAAACCCUUAUCGACGACAUCGAUCCUCUUGGAUUGGCCAUGGAUGAUCAGAGAUAUCUCUACAUCUCUGACUACAAGAAACAUGAAGUAAGACGAUAUCAAAUAGGA